AUGCUGCUGUUUAGUAGAGCGGACGAAUCCUUUCGGAGUUCGGUGGUGUUCUGGUGUGUCUUGAUGGUGUGCGCGGUUUUAACCAUGGGUAAUGCCGCACGGCUUGAAGGCAGUGGACAAGGUGAGUACUCCACGUACGAGGAGUACGACGAUGAAGGUCCCUAUCAUAGGCCGUUCGAAUUGCCCGACACGGUCGGUGACGAUGGGCUGGAAGAUUUUGAAGAUCACCGUCUGGUGGUGGAUGAUGUGCUCGAUCCGAUCACUGACGAUGACAUUUCUUACUCAGGAUACUACGACGAAGAUGGGCAGGACGUCGUGUCCGGAAGUACAGUGACCGCGGGUGAAGGAAGUUCUGUCGUUCCGAAACCGAACGUGUCGGUUAGUGGUACUCCAGAGCACGCUCCCACGGACGUGCAGCAGUUCGUGGCACCAGUGAAGCAAACCACAGUGAGUUCCAAAGAAGACGUUGACCUAGCCGUGGAGAAUAUCUAUACCAACAUGACCACCAUAGAUGAUGCGAUGCCCAUGCAGAAUGUGACGACCUGCGCUGGAUAUCAGACACUCUCAGAACAACCGGUGUACAUUGGACCGGCGGUGAAUUUUAUCCGAAAAUGCUGCCCCCAAGGACAGCGUAUGGUGCACGACAGGGUUAACAUAAUCUCCUGCCAGCAGGAAGGGCCUCAGGUAAACAGUUCCACCAUGAGCGCCAUCGUAGCAAAAUUCUAUGAUGGAUGCAUCGAAGAUUUAGAGGAAGACGCUGGGCUUGGGUUUAACUACGGUAAUCCGUGCGCCACGGAGCGGGGUCUGGUGAGCUUUGGGGCCCACUCCAUGGACACACUGUACGUCAUCCAGAACGGGUCUCUGCUCGUUAUCUACAAGAGGCCAUACGAUUUCGAAGUCUUCAACAGCUACUGCUUGGAUUACCACGCCACGGAGGGUACGAUCAUGGCGUAUGUGUGCCCGGAAGAGGUUACCUUAGGCACGGACGUAUUCGCGGGCCAGCUGGUUUUGCUCGACGUGUGCCUGAUAUUCGCCAUUCCGCUGCUGCUGCUGACGGCUACCUUCUAUAUGAUCAUCCCGGAGCUGCACGAUCUGCACGGGAAGGCGUUGGCGAUGAAUUGUGUUAACUUUGCUAUCGCACUGCUGCUGGAAUCGUUCUUCCAGCAUAAAGCCCGCGGAAAGCGGAUGAACGCCGAGCAGGUCGUGCUGGAGAACUACGCGGAGUACUUCGUCCUGGCGACGUUCUUUUGGCUGCUGGUCAACAGUGCGAACAACACUUUCCAUGCCUGGUUCUACACACCGAGAGCAAAGGAUGUCACUGCACGAUGGGAAAACCGUCGAUUUAUCGGAUACGCUUUAGUAGCUCAAUUAGUUCCUCUUUGGAUCAUACUAUCCUUCUCAAUCACGUCGCAAGGGAAUCCGGCCAUAAAGCAUUACUUUUUCUGGACGAUAAUGGUGAUUUUGGUGCUAACCUUGGUUUGUCUGACCGCCUGCUAUGUCGGUUUACGGCGAGUGAUAAAUCUUUUCACAUUCUACCACGAGGUCAGGCAACGCUUACUAGACCGGGGGCACGAAUUCAAUAUUGGGCAAAUGGCUCCAACACAUAUUCCGGCGAGAAAAAUCAACAAAGUUAUCUAUAUGACAAACUACACCGCCUUACUUUUCGUCGUGAUGGCGGCCGUGUGGACCGUCAUGACGGUGACGUACUACACCUCGUACGAGCUGCCUAUCUUCUACGACAUUCUUUUCGGCCUGCAGGGUAUCCUCAUGUUUAUCAUUUUCGUCUGUUUGCCCAAACCGUUGGCUACGGUGAAACGGUGGCUUCGGCAUAAAAAUUGUGGCUGUACCUACGUGGAAUCGACGGAGUGCCCACCGUGCGAGCCUGCCAACGGUCACCUCAUGGCCCAACGGUGCGUCGCACCGAUGGAGCAGUUCGUAGAUGUGGCCAAACUUCGCAAAUCCAACGUCAACAAUCCCUUCAAGUAUUUACCCGAGUAACGCGAGUGGCUUGGAAAAUGGAAAGCCGUCCUUUUUUCAUGUCGACCAAUUUCUCUAAUAUAGGUGUUUAAUAUCUUAUCAUUUAUUGAUAUUCGGCCAUAGUCUCCCGAAAUUGUCUAUUUUGGAUAACAUUCUUCUCAAAAAUUAUUUUCACUACACUGAUUAAUAUACAUAAUGACAAUUCCAGAAAAAAACAAACUUAGGAGGGUAAAUUGAACGAAUAGGUUGUAAGAAUGGCAUAGUUACAAUUACACAGAGAAAUAUUUUUAACAGCGAAAAUAAAACUUACGCAAAACAUUAUAUAAACCAUAACGAUCCGGUAGAUCUCGUUUAACAAAAUUUCCUUUGGAGGUUUACUGCCAUAUAGAGUAGAACGUCGAGCAUCCCGGGUGUUCGGGUUGCCGGAAGAUUGAACCAUCAUCCGAAUCAUACUGGAUUCGUCAAAGAAAAGUUAAUUGUACCCAAAAUAGGUCAAACAACCAUUUUUAUCAAUCUAACAGUCUUUAAAAAAAAUCCAACACGUUUGGGUAGCUGUGGACCCACGAAUAGACCGACCAACCCCGGAUAAUCGUCGAAUAUUUUGUGAAAUCCAUUGAUUUUAUUCGAUAUUCGAUUCGAUUUGGCCCCUAGUAUGCUUGAAAAUGAUAGUACACAUUGUCGAAGAGAAAGAUCGAGUCAGUUGUAUUCAGAGAGUGAUUGGAAGAGACAAAUUAAGUAAGCACAAGGAAACCUGAAAUCCUUCAUACAGCAUCCUUCUUAUUGUUCGCUUAUCUACUUAAACUGUACAUUCACCGGUAGACUUAGUGUAUCUUCUUAGACCAGGAUCAGAACAAACGAUAGAAAAUAAAAGUAGCAUCUUUCUUUUGUAUUUUUAC
Molecule: messenger RNA, 2873 nt
Organism: Anopheles coustani
Lineage: Eukaryota; Metazoa; Arthropoda; Insecta; Diptera; Culicidae
Product: probable G-protein coupled receptor Mth-like 14
Exons: 5
Coding region: 1-1998 (665 amino acids)
Molecular function (GO): G protein-coupled receptor activity
Source: RefSeq, a predicted model, not a curated record